AGUUUGCCACACUCCGUCGGGGUAGGUCGGACAGCAGGGACAGAUGAGCGGAGCUGAGGAUGGCUGCGCUCGGCUCCUUCCCCCUGAUGGUCGAAGGGUCCUGGGGCCCCGACCCCCCGAAGAACUUGAGCACCAAGUUGCAGAUGUACUUCCAGAGCGCGAGGAGAUCCGGAGGCGGGGAGUGUGAGGUCUUCCCGGAACCCGGCACCCGGUCCCGCUUCCUGGUGUUCUUCCAUCUAGAGGACGUUCGGCAAAGAGUUCUGGAGACAAAGAACCAUGAGUUGCUAUGGCCAGGAAUGGGAGCAUUCCAGUUAACUGUCCAGUUGCCUACAGCCCCACAUGAAGUCCAGGAUAUCUUUGAGGGGGAAAUUCCAACAAAGGAUUUGGAGACCAAAGAACAUGUCAAAGAACCAGGUGUGUCAGAAGAACUGGAUACAAGACUUUCUCCCAGUAGAAGAUCGGAGAAAAUGGAAGAUACCUCAGAAGAGUGUGAAAAUACUGCCUCUUUGGUUGCAUUUGAAAAUCUCAAGGCAAAUGUAACCGAUAUAAUGUUAAUCUUGAUAGUGGAGAAUAUAACUGGCCUGUCCAAUGAUGCUUUUCAAGUGGAAGUAAUACGAGAUUUUGACGUUGCUGUAGUUACCUUUCUAAUGCAUGUGGAUGCUGUGAAAUUUGUUGAUGAUUGUCCCAGGCACCACUCAGUGAAACAACUCCAGCUUUCUCCAAGACUUCUGGAAGUGACGAAAACAAUCAGGGUUGAAAACCUGCCACCUGGUGUGGAUGACUAUAAUCUGAAAUGUUUAUUUGAAAAUCCUCAAAAUGGAGGAGGAAGAGUUGCCAGUAUUGAGUGUUUGCCUGAAGAGAAUUCGGCUCUGAUUGAGUUUUUUGACAAAAAAGUGUUACACACCAUCCUGACCAAGAAACUAAACCUCAAUAACAUGCCACUCUCUGUGUUUCCGUACUAUUCCUCUUUGGGCACGGCCUUGUAUGGAAAGGAGAAACCUCUGAUCAAGCUUCCAGCACCAUUCAGAGAAUCAUUCGCUCUUCCCUUAUGGAAGUUCUUACAGAAAAAGAAGCAUCUGAUUGAUGAGAUAAAUGACGAAGCGAGACAUUGUCACUGUGAUCUAAUAUGGUCCGAACUCAGGAGUGAAGUUACCAUCAGACCUGCAACCACAUUAUUCUGUCUUGGUAGACUGAGAAUCAGGAGCUGGAAGGAAGACGUUUCCACGGCAUUCUCUAGCAUCAGGUCUAAAUAUAAAGUUACCCCCUUUAAAGUGGAUCCCAUAGUGUGGGACACCAUAAAAAAGAGUGUAGAAGACGACAGGAUUUUGAUUGAAUUUGAUACACUUACGGGGAUUGUAACCUUAGUAGGGAAAUCAGAGGAUGUACAGAACAUUGAGCCACAAAUCAAGGAAUUAAUAGAAAGUACCACUCAAAAAAUUAAAAGAGAAGAGCAAAGUCUAAAGGAAAAAGUGGCCGUUUCUCCAGGAAGGUAUUCUCUUUUGUGUCACAGCGAUGUCCUGGAGCGUCUCCGCACUGAGUGCCCAGAGAUGGAGAUUUGUUAUGAUGAAGUUUCUCAACAUGUGUGCUUCAAAGGCCCCUACACAGAUGUGUAUAAAGCAAAGUGUGAAAUACAGAAAAAGAUGUACACCAUGGUUCAAAAAAGCAUCCAGCUUCCCCCUGAGAUUUUCCAGUUUUUGCAAAAAGGAGACUGUAUAGAAUUCUCUAAGUCUCUUUUGAUGGCACAGAAAAUUCUUGCAGUUUAUGAGCUGGAGGGUAAAAAUGUUCUCUUAAUCGGCUAUUCCUCUGAAGUCCUAUUAGAUGCUGAAAAGCAAAUGGUCAGUGCCUUAAGUUAUAAGCGCAUCAACAUUGAGGACAGGGACAUUCUUAAUGGCAAGAAAUGGAAAGGGCUCACCCACAGUUUGCAUAAGAGACAUAAUUCCUCCUCAAAGACUGUAAUAAUCGAUGAGUUAACUUCAAAAACCAAAGCUGAGGUCAUCAUCGCGGGCUGUGUGAGAGAAGUGAAUGAAUCCUAUAGCUUGCUUUUGGACUUUGUGGAAAAACACGUGAAAAUCGAGAGAUUGGUUGAAAUAGAGCCUCCCGUAAUCAUCGAUUAUUUAAGGAUAGAAAAAAAACCAUUCUGGCAAAAGAUAAAGACGACAAAUGUUCAGGUAACUUUCAAUCUUGAGAAUAAACAAAAAGGCAUUUUACUAACUGGGCCAAGGGCCAAAGUCCUGGAGGGCGUGAGCAUCAUCAAGCAAGCCUUGGGUUCCGUCUGUAUUGAAAGCAUCCAUAUUGAUAAGCCAUUGGUCAGCCAGUUCUUCCAGGAGAAAGCACAGUAUUAUAAAAGAGAGGUCAAACGGUUAUUUGGAUGUUCCAUUGACCUACAGGAGAAUGGAGGGGAGAAGGAGGGAGGCGGCACGGAUGGGCAGAAGUGCUUGUCGCAGGUAGAGCUGGCCCCCGGAGUCUCACUGAAGGUGCCGCAGAGCAACUUGUUGCAGGUAGAGCUGGCCCCCGGAGUCUCGCUGAUGGUGCAGCAGGGCGACUUGACCCAGUUUCCUGUCGAGGUGGUGGUGAGCAGCACCAGUGAGGACCUGCAGCUCUGCAGCAGCCUGGCGGCGGCUCUUUCCAAAGCAGCCGGCCCUGAGCUCCAAGAGGACUGUAACCAGAUAGUGAAGAAAAUGGGCAAGAUCCUCCCCGGCAGCGCCAUCAUCUCGAAAGCAGGCAAACUCCCAUACCGCCAUGUGGUCCAUGCGGUGGGGCCCCGGUGGAAGGAGGACGAGCACCUGAAGUGCAUGCUCCAGUUAAAGAGAGCUGUAGAAGAAAGUCUCCGUUUGGCUGAAACACACAGGUGCCGGUCCAUAGCCAUCCCGGCCAUCAGUUCUGGAGCUGGUGGCUUUCCCUUAGCCCGGUGUGUGAGGACGAUUGUUUUGGCUAUCAAGAAGAACUUCCAGUUUAAGCAGGAUGGACACACCUUGAAAGAGAUUUACCUUGUGGAUACAGCUGAGAAGACUGUCCAGGCCUUCGCGGAAACUGUGAAAACUGUAUUUGAGAACUCCCUGCCUCCUACGGCUCCCAGGCCCAGUAUACCGCAGACGGUCCAGCCCGUCUCGACCAACGUUCAUGGACACAGUCAAAUUCUGUUGUCCCAGGGAAACCUGAGGAUCCUGCUGGUGAAAGGAGAUGUGCAGAGCGCCACGGCUGAUGUUCUUGUCAACUCCAUUCCCGUGAAUCUCCAGCUUAAUAAAGGGCUCCUUUCUCAGGCCCUCUUGGCGAAAGCUGGGCCAAAGCUCCAGGAGGAAUUGGACAGAGUCGGCCAAGCGAAGGCUGUUGGCAUGGGUACAGUUCUCCAAACCAGUGGACACGGUCUACACUGCCACCAUGUGCUUCACGUAGUGGCUCCGGACUGGAGAGAUGGCUGCACAUCUUCCUACAAGAUCAUGAGAGACAUUAUCAGAAAAUGUCUGGAAAUCACCGAGAACUUGUUCUUAAGAUCAAUUGCAUUUCCAGCAAUAGGAACAGGAAAUUUGAGGUUUCCUAAAACCGUUUUUGCUGAAUUAAUAACUUCAGAAGUGUUAAACUUUAGUAGCAAGAUUCAACUGACAGCUUUACAAGAGGUUCAAUUUCUGCUGCACCCGAGUGAUCAUGAAAAUAUUCAGGCAUUUUCAGAUGAAUUUGCCAGAAGAACUAAUGGAAGUUUCGUCAGUGACAAAAUUCCCAAGGCUGAAGAUGCACAAGGUUUCCAUGAGACUGCGUCUAGCCCUAAUGUAGACGUGCGUGAAAUGAAAAUUGGUCCCAUCAUCUUCCAGGUGGCCUUUGGAGAUAUCACCAAAGAAAAGGCUGAUGUGAUUGUAAAUUCAACAUCAAAAGCAUUUAAUCUCAAAGCAGGGGUGUCCAAAGCAAUUCUAGAAUGUGCUGGACAAACUGUGGAAAUGGCAUGUUCUCACCUAGCUCAAAAGGGCAACAGUGAUUAUAUAGUUACUGAAGGUGGAUUAUUGAGGUGCAAGAAUAUUGUUCACAUCAUUGGCGGAAAUGAUGUCAAGAAAUCGGUCUCCCUUGUUUUGCAAGAGUGUGAAAAACGGAAUUACUCGUCAAUUUGCCUCCCAGCCAUUGGGACAGGAAAUGCCCAAAAAGACCCAGGUAUGGUUGCUGAUGCCAUAAUUGAGGCCAUCGAAGACUUUAUCCAGAAAGGAAUGCUCCAGUCUGUGAAAAAAGUUAAAGUUGUUAUCUUUCUGCCUCACCUACUGGACAUGUUUUGUGACAGCAUGGCAAAAAGAGAAGCAUCUCUGGCUUCUCCCCAGCCGUCUCUGAAGUCUAAAUUGACACCAUCUGUGGGCUCCCCAAGUCAAUCUCCACAAAAGCAGAAUCCUUUGGUUUUGAAAAAGAAAACAGAAUCAGCAAGUUUUCAGGUGUGUGGUGAAAGUGUAAAAUGUAUAGAAAACGUUGUCUCCUGGAUACAGGAUCUGAUUACAAAGGAACUGUGCCCUUACACCAAUGAAGAUGAGUGUAUCAAAGAUUUUAAUGAAAAAGAAUAUCAGAAAUUGAAUGAGCUGCAGGAGAACUUAAAUAUUGCCAUUUGCUUGGACUGUAGAAGACCUUUGAUUGAGGUUUUUGGAAUUGGCAAAGAUUUGACACAGGCUAGAAAUGCAAUUGAGGAAAUGAUCAAGGGAAUGAGAUUGGCCAAAGAACAGAAAUCCCAGGCAGAGUUUAUCAGUGAAUUUAUAGAAUGGCAAUAUUACAAAAAUAGUACUUUUCAUAGUUUUGACAAAAUAACCAAUCUGCAAUUGGAGAAUGCAAGGAAGGCAAAGAAAAGGAGAAUUGUUGUCAAAAUUAAUCAUCAGAGCUACACAGUGGACCUGACCACACACACUGCUACAGAUGCAAAAGGACAGAGUUUACCUGUUCAGCGCCUCAUGAAAUCUGAAGUUAAGAUCCCUGAGCACUGGAGUGAUAUGAAGCAGCAGGAUGUCUGUGUGGUUGAGCUACAGCCUGGUCAUGCAGAAUAUAACACGGUGGCAAGCAAGUUUAAUCAGACCUGCUCACACUUCUACAUAGAGAAGAUUGAGAGGAUCCAGAAUCUAAAUCUCUGGAAUUGCUACCAAACAAAGAAGAAAACCAUGGAUGCCAAGAAUGGGCAUAAAGACAAUGAGAAGCAGCUCUUCCAUGGGACAGAUGCUGACUCAGUGCCACAUGUCAACCGAAAUGGCUUUAACCGCAGUUAUGCUGGAAAGAAUGCUGUGGCAUAUGGAAAGGGAACCUAUUUUGCGGUCAAUGCCUGUUAUUCUGCCAAUGAUACAUACUCCAGACCAGACAGAUAUGGGAAAAAGCAUAUGUAUUAUGUGCGUGUACUUACUGGAACCUACACACAUGGAAAUUCCUCACUAAUUGUGCCUCCUCCAAAGAGCCCUGAAAACCCUACUGACCUGUAUGACACUGUCACGGAUUCUGUGCAGAAUCCCCAUUUAUUUGUGGUAUUUUAUGACUACCAGGCUUACCCAGAGUACCUCAUUACUUUCACCAACUAACAUUUUGGUAUCCUUCCCAGAAGACAUUGCUCGUCUAUACAUGCCGAGUUGUAAAACAAGUUUUGGGUGUUUUUUCCUCUUAACAGCAUUUUCUAAGAUCAAAGGAUCCUGUCACUGAAAUCAGACUUUCUUCAACUUCUCCUUCAUAACUGGAAUGAACCUGCUCUUAAGAGCAAAACAUUUGAGAAUUUACAUCAGAUAACUUAGUUACAACUGUGUGUCCACAACCGUGGACAUCCAAUCUGUAGAAGGAAGGAACAGAUUUGUGUUUUCGGGAAGGAGAGAAUAUGUUCAUCUUAAAGGCAGAGGGCACAGCUAUGCCAUUUCAGCUGCUGCUGAAGGAGACAGCUGGUGUAUCACAUCAGGACGCCAUACUCCCAUAAGGAGCACAGUAUUACUGAGUGGGUAGGACUGCUGAUUUCCCUGCAGCCGGGGAUGGUGUCUCUCUCUUUUUUUUAAUCCCUGGCCUAAGGUCUAUGCCUGAUGUAAAUAGAUGCUCCAGAAACAUUCCAUAAACCAACUAAGAAGGAAAAAGCCUAGUCAGACUCUGACUCAAAGUAGGAGCCAUCUCUUUAAUAUUCUUGACUUGCCACUUUGCCUUAAAUUGAACAGAUUCCGUGACAGGGAACUCUGUUCUUCACGAACUGAACCAUGACAAUGUGGGACAGCUCCAGUCAGGGUUCUGUGCCCUGCACAGUUCACGGGCUGUGGUCUAGCUUGUGGCCCAUGGGAAUUGGGUCCCACGGACUUGUGCAGCACAGCAGUCCUGGCUCCACUGGUCCUUUUCUAUGUUGACCCCAAAUCUGCCUUCAUCUAACUUCUGUUGGUCUUAGUUCUGCCCAGUGACAACAGUGGUAUACUUCCAGGGUGAAACCCUUUACUAUGUUAAGAUUAAGUGAAUUCUAAUGUUAUUAAAUAGCAUUAUUUUCCUUGGCAGUCUAGCUUUUGAUGAUUUUAAAGACUUGUGCAUAAAUAAACCAAAGGAAUUAAGCAGCCAUAUUGCUAAUUUGCUAGCUCAGUGUCUGUUAGAUAGGAAAGUGUUGGUUUUUUGAAAAAUUUUCCCCAGAUAAAUUUCAGACACGAUUUAUUGAGUGCCUAGAUUGUACCAGGUAAUAUAAUAGGUGCUUUCACAUAUUUAUUUUAUUCCUCCAAACAACCCUGUCAGGUAAGAAUCAUAUCCCCAUUUUAAAGGUGAGGAAACUUGGGCAUCUGGGUGGCUCAGUCUGUUAAGCGUCUGCCUUCAGCUCAGGUCAUGAUCCCAGGGUCCUGGAAUUGAGCCCUGUGUCGGGCUCCCUGCUCAGUGGAGCCUGCUUCACCUCCCUCUGCUGCUUGUGCGCACUCUCUUUCUGUCAAAUAAAUAAAUAUAAUCUUUAAAAAAAAUAAGAUAUAAAGUUGAGGAAACUGACGCUCAGAGUGCAAGAAGCUUCCUUGCCUGGGGUCACCUAGGUAGUAGCCCUCAGAGACCGAAACCCAAUCCUGAUUCCUGUGUUACCAAGUCCUUUGCUCUUCCCACCACAGAGCAUGGCCUCUAGAUUAAUGUUGCCAUUUCAGGAACAUCCCAGGUAGUCUAUGAAUGACCGUCGUAUUUCCUUGGCUUUUUCCUUCUGGCUUUGGUUUCCAUUAGAGUCUCUUCAUUUGGAGCUCUGUAGGCCAAAAGGCUAGAGCAGAUGCCCAGUGCAGAUGGUGCACUUGAACACUAGGGGGUGUCGAGAGGAGGUUAAACGCGUUCUUCCUUGGCUGCUGUGAACUACUUGCUUCAAGCACAGGAGGUUGAGGGGGCCACAGUUCCGCUUCAUUAACAGACAUCCUGAAAUUUUUUUCUUGCUCUUGCUGUUUUUUUUUUUUUUUUUUUUAAGAUUUAUUCUUUUGAGAGAGAGAGAGAAGGGGGAGAGGUGGAGGGAGAGAAUCUCAAGCUGACUCUCCGCUGAGUGGGG
Molecule: messenger RNA, 7456 nt
Organism: Zalophus californianus (California sea lion)
Lineage: Eukaryota; Metazoa; Chordata; Mammalia; Carnivora; Otariidae
Gene: PARP14
Product: poly(ADP-ribose) polymerase family member 14
Exons: 17
Coding region: 60-5522 (1820 amino acids)
Biological process (GO): negative regulation of gene expression
Cellular component (GO): nucleus; cytoplasm
Molecular function (GO): transcription corepressor activity; NAD+ poly-ADP-ribosyltransferase activity
Source: RefSeq, a predicted model, not a curated record